Monodelphis domestica (gray short-tailed opossum) is the source of this 4988-nucleotide messenger RNA. RefSeq names its product A-kinase anchoring protein 1 (gene AKAP1). NCBI's taxonomy places the organism in Eukaryota, Metazoa, Chordata, Mammalia, Didelphimorphia, Didelphidae. The record is from RefSeq and is a predicted model, not a curated record. Gene Ontology annotation, cellular component: membrane; mitochondrion. Gene Ontology annotation, molecular function: protein kinase A regulatory subunit binding; RNA binding.
UACAAGUCAGUUUAUUAGGGCCCCUUUUGUACUCUGAACACCAGGCUUGCUCUUGGAGUCCCCAUAUAAACCUGAGGCAUGGCUCUGGCAAUCUAAACACUGGCCUGGGCGGCAGCCCACAGCCAUAUGGCUGGGGGUAAGGGGCCCACACGUGGCAUCCCCGAGCUCAGUGGCUAGGAUCUGACACCGUCUCCAGCAAGGUGAAACUGCUGAAUCUCCAGGAUGGCCAUACAGUUCCGUGCAAUCUUCCCCUUAGCCUUGCCUGGAGUUUUGGCACUCGUCGGCUGGUGGUGGUUUUUCUCUCGGAAAAAAGAGCAUGUCAGCAGUCGUGACAGGCAGGCAGUGGCCGCAGCCAAAGAUCUUAGGACAGACACCCCAAUUGAGGAAUCUCUCUUGAGGGAAGAAGUCUGCUAUACCAGAGUAGUGCCUUUACCAUCAGAUGGUUCACGGCCUCCGGAAAAAGAGAUAGUAACUAUGGGUAAAAAUUCUGUGGAACUUGUAACUAAACCAUCACAGGCAUAUCCAGUUCCAAGAAAAUCAGAUUCUACUAGCACCUUCCCUGUCACCACAGACCCAAAGCUCCAAAUGGGUGUACGCAAGGAAGAUGGAAAAUUGGAAAAAGCAGCAUCUCAACAGGAAACGAGGUCUAUUACCAAAGAGCCUUCACUUCCACCCCUGAAGGAUGCUGUCUUCCCCCAUGAAGCAAUAGAACUACAAAAACAGGAGUCCCUGUUCAGUCUGACACCUGGGAAAGGCUGGCCAGACCAUUUGGAGGCCCCCUCUGAGCAGCAUGGCCCUUUGGAGAAGAUAAAGGAGACAAGUGGAAUAGAAGGAACGGGCGAUGCAGCCCCAGGAGAGAACAUGUCUGAAGAAGGUGGCUUGUCCCACGACCUUCGUUUUGAAUCCAGAAACAGACUUCCUAGCCAGGAUACUGUGAUGGAAGAAGAAAAAGGGAAGGAGAGUAGAUCUCGGUUAGUCAGGACAGUGCAGAAGGAAGAAUACCUGGGGAAAGUAUUGAAUAGCUUUAUAGCAUCAAGUCAAGCAGAAUUGUCACAGGAAGAAGAGGCAUUGACUCAUCAGGUCAGAGGUAGCAGAUCUGGAGGUUUCCUAGAUGGGGACCACCUUGCAGGGGAGCUAAAGAAAGGAAGCCCUCUAGAAAUCAGAGAGGAGAAAGGAAGCCCUCUAGAAAUCAGAGAGGAGAAAGGAAGCCUUCUAGAAAUCAGAGGGGAGAAAGGAAGCCCUCUAGAAAUCAGAGGGGGGAAAGGAAGCCUUCUAGAAAUCAGAGGGGAGAAAGGAAGCCCUCUAGAAAUCAGAGGGGAGAAAGGAAGCCCUCUAGAAAUCAGAGGGGAGAAAGGAAGCCCUCUAGAAAUCAGAGGGGAGAAAGGAAGCCCUCUGGAAAUCAGAGGGGAGAAAGGAAGCCCUCUGGAAAUCAGAGGGGAGAAAGGAAGCCCUCUGGAAAUCAGAGGGGAGAAAGGAAGCCCUCUGGAAAUCAGAGGGGAGAAAGGAAGCCCUCUGGAAAGCAGAGAGGAGAAAGGAAGCCCUCUGGAAAUCAGAGGGGAGAAAGGAAGCCCUCUGGAAAUCAGAGAGGAGAAAGGAAGCCCUCUGGAAAUCAGAGAGGAGAAAGGAAGCCCUCUGGAAAUCAGAGAGGAGAAAGGAAGCCCUCUGGAAAUCAGAGAGGAGAAAGGAAGCCCUCUGGAAAUCAGAGAGGAGAAAGGAAGCCCUCUAGAAAUCAGAGGGGAGAAAGGAAGCCCUCUGGAAAUCAGAGGGGAGAAAGGAAGCCCUCUGGAAAUCAGAGAGGAGAAAGGAAGCCCUCUGGAAAUCAGAGAGGAGAAAGGAAGCCCUCUGGAAAUCAGAGAGGAGAAAGGAAGCCCUCUGGAAAUCGGAGAGGAGAAAGGAAGCCCUCUGGAAAUCAGAGAGGAGAAAGGAAGCCCUCUGGAAAUCAGAGAGGAGAAAGGAAGCCCUCUGGAAAUCAGAGAGGAGAAAGGAAGCCCUCUGGAAAUCAGAGAGGAGAAAGGAAGCCUUCUAGAAAUCAGAGAAGAGAAAGGAAGCCUAGAAAUCAGAGAGGAUAUUGAACAGGCAGCCAUGCAGAUAAUUUCCAAAGUGAUCUUGGCAGCAAAGGAAGAAAUGCUAGGGAAAACAGUGGGUAGCCUCAAGCAACACAACUGUCAACCCUUAGUUAGUUGGGUUGAAGGCUCAGUGGAGGAGAACUUUGCCCUAGCCAGCCAGAAACCUGUCUUGGGGCAGAACAUAUUAGAUCCUAGUAGGGCUGUGAUUGAGCCACCAAAGGCAGUAAGAGAGAUAGUGGAGCUGGAAGCAGCUGGCCUACAGGAGGAGGAGGAGGAGGAGGAGGAGAAGAAGGAGGAGGAGGAGGAGGAGGAGGUGGAGGAGGAGGAAGAGGAGGAGGAGAAGGAGGAGAACCUCAUUCAUGAGCAAGUCUCCUAUGUGAGUUGUCUGACGAACAGCCUCAUGUCCAGGGCUGCCCUUGAUGACAAGCCAAAGAAUUCUGCCCAUCGUUUCUCCUUGGCAGCAUGUCCACCCCAGGCCGUCCACCACAGUGAGUCAUUUGAGGAGGCCAACAUCAGGGUAGAGGAUACCAGCUGUGUCACCUGCAUGUCAGAGGACAGCCAGAGGGCACAGUCAGUAUCCUCUUCUGGUCACAGUUCAGAUUCUGCAGGCACUUCUGGGCUAGAAGAGUCUUCCAUGGAGCCCAACCUAAGCCCCAGCAACAAUCCACUUACCUCUCCGCUGCUGGAAAGGACUGUGUCCUAUAGCAAUGGAGUGUUGAAAGGGGAGUCCUCUGACUUGGGGACAGAGGAUAGAUGGACCACAGAGACAGAGGCUGAUCAGUCUGGAGGUUCAGAUGUGAACAGCAUGGAUUCUGUGGACAGUGGCUGUGGCCUUAGGAAGACAGAAAGUCACUCAAGCUCCCAGGCAGGCACUGAGAGCAACAAGGUUGAGCUCACAAUAUGGGAGAUAGAGGUGCCAAAGCACUUGGUUGGCCGGCUAAUUGGCAAACAGGGACGAUAUGUGAGUUUCCUGAAACAAACGUCUGGUGCCAAGAUCUAUAUUUCAACACUACCUUAUACCCAGAAUUUUCAGAUCUGCCAUAUAGAAGGAUCUCAGCAUCAUGUAGACAAAGCACUUAGUUUGAUUGGUAAGAAGUUCAAGGAGUUGAACCUGACCAAUAUUUACGCUCCUCCACUUCCUUCGCUGACUCUGCCUUCUCUUCCAAUGACUUCCUGGCUCAUGCUCCCCGAUGGUGUCACUGUGGAAGUGAUUGUGGUCAAUCAGGUGAAUGCCGGCCACAUGUUUGUGCAGCAGCAUACGCACCCCACUUUCCAUGCGCUCCGCAGUUUGGACCAGCAGAUGUACCUUUGCUACUCUCAGCCAGGGAUCCCUACCUUACCUACACCAGUAGAAGUAGCAGUAAUCUGUGCUGCCCCUGGGUUGGAUGGAGCCUGGUGGCGGGCCCAAGUUGUUGCUUACUACAAAGAGAGUGAUGAAGUUGAGAUUCGUUAUGUGGACUACGGUGGAUAUAAAAGAGUGAAAACUGAAAUACUUCGGCAAAUCAGGUCUGAUUUUGUUACACUGCCAUUCCAAGGAGCAGAAGUCUUACUGGAUAAUGUGGCACCUCUGUCAGAUGAGGAUCAUUUUUCACCAGAAGCUGAUGCGGCCGUAAGUGAAAUGACCAGAGGUACACCACUGCUUGCUCAGGUUACCAAUUAUAAUUCUACUGGCCUGCCUCUUAUACAGCUAUGGAGUAUGAUUGGGGAAGAGGCGGUGUCUAUAAACCGAACGUUGGUGGAAAGAGGACUUGCCCAGUGGAUAGACAGCUACUACACAAGCCUUUGAUACCCCCCCAGGCAGCCACUUCCUGAAUCCUUUUUUGCACUGUAUUAGAAUUGGGCUUGGCACUCAUGGGAAAGAUUUGUUUCACAUCAGAAUACAAACUGUUGUCCUCCCCCAGUAAUAGUCAUUUUUUAGGCCAUAUUGUGGUCACUUUAAGGAAAUAUAACCUCAUCUCUAUGGAAAGCAGGGAUAUUUUUUAAAGCCACAAGGCCAUAGAUUUACAACUCCCUAAUGUGGUUUCAAACUGAAAAAAAAAAUUAAAAACACUCCACAAAAUAGGGGGAAGGGUCUUUAAUGAAAUAAAAAUACUUUCUCUUUCACUUCUUUCCCUCCCUCCCAAAAGAGUUGUGGCUAUUCCUGUUUUGUGAGUAUAAUAGCAUUUUAAGCAGAUAUAUGUUGCCCACUCAAGAAAGAGUUUUACUGUUUCUAAGCUCCCAAAGUCUGUGUUGACAAGUCUAGUGUUAAUGUGACCAGCCUGCUUAUUUAAAAAAAAAUAGACUUUAUGGUACUUUACCUAUGUAUACACCCUCCUCGAAGACUUCAUUUGUUAAUCAAUAGGAAACCAAACUUGCAGAAGUUAGGUACAGGACAACAGUCACAGUUUUGGCCUCUGGAAAUUUUCCCCCCUGGUGGGGUCAGGAAGGUGUCUAAAGGAGAGGACCUGUCAGACUGCCAAGCCUAAUUGUAAUUUGUAACCAUUUUCUAUUUGUGCAAAGUCUGUAAAUAUAUAAAGAAAGAAAAAUCACUGUAAUAUUUUGUACAAGAAACACUGGAGAAGAAAGGGAACUUGGCUUUUUUUCUGCCGUUGAUAUUCUCGAGUAGGUAGAAACCAUUCACUGUGCAUAGUCCUUCCCGCUCUUAUUCCCAGAACCUCUUGAGAAGAUGCUCUUUUCCCUAAUACCCAUAGGAUGGCAUAAUCAGGAUUAUUGGAUGGUAUGGAUUGAGAAUUCUUGCUUGCUUAUUUUCUUCUGGUGUACAGAUCUGUAAAAAGUAACCAAAUGGAAUUAGUAUUGCAUUGGAGUGACUUUUUGAUUAAUUCUUUGCUCUUUUUAGACUGGCAAAAGAAUUGUGCAAUUUAAAAUUGUUAAAGUAAUUUAAGCUAACUUAAAACUUAUAUAAAAAAGCCAUGAAUUGUAUAA